Messenger RNA from Paralichthys olivaceus (Japanese flounder), 853 nucleotides. It is a transcript of the gene ppdpfa, whose product is annotated as pancreatic progenitor cell differentiation and proliferation factor a. The record is from RefSeq and is a predicted model, not a curated record. Gene Ontology annotation, biological process: multicellular organism development; cell differentiation. NCBI's taxonomy places the organism in Eukaryota, Metazoa, Chordata, Actinopteri, Pleuronectiformes, Paralichthyidae.
CUAUUAAAGCGUCUCCGCAGUCUGAGCUGAGUCAGUGACACCAGCAGCUUGUUGACCAGCAGCUUGUUGACGGCUCCUCUCACAGAAUUCAUCCACAGAUGAGACUCAGCCACGACCUGCAGCUUUUUCUUCAUUCAAGCUCCCGAGAACCUGGUUCCAUCAGCAGCAUCUCACAGGUCACCAUUUUCCAACUUUGAGCGGUUUCCACCUGAGGUCGGAGAAAAUGGCAGCAAUUCCAUCAACCGGCUCUCUCAUCGCCACCCAUGAUUACUACAGAAGACGGAUCGGCUCCACGUCCAGCAACAGCUCCUGUGGCAGUGCUGAGCACACGGGAGAGGUCAUCCCACACCACCCAGGACUUCCAAGGCAAGACUCUGGCCACUGGUGGACUUCGUUUUUCUUUGCAAAGCAGAACCAGCCCGGCAUGCAGAACGGAUCUGAGAGUCAAAAGAACAGAACCUACACAGUGGCUGACGGUCAGGUGACCUGCAUCGCCAGGGAGAUGGUUCUGAACAGACAACUCAGCGAAAGCAGUGAAAACGGAAAGUCUGAGUCAACGACUCCAACUUCCUCCUAGACUCCAUUUUCCCACCCUGUGACCUCCGACCCCUCGUUUCCUUCACCCUCAGCGUUCCACCACAUAGUCCAGAGCUGGAGAUGAUGCUGGCGAUGAUGAGGGUGUUUUUUUCUCUAUUAAAUAGAACUUAUUUUUGCUUUUUGCCUCCGUAUAGUAUGUCUAUGUUUUAAUAUGACCAAAAAAACAACUAAAGUGUAUAAAAAGUUUAUAUUUCAUUUUAUUCCUCUCGUAUCUUGACACUGUUGACAAUGAUAAAUAAAAUGCUUGACGUCAGGA